GGAAGGUAGUCAUGCAUGUAGGAAAUUCUGAUGGUCAGUAGUCAGGAACUCCUCGUCAAGUCAGCAGUCCAAGAGAACAAUCAUCAGAUUCGUUAGGAAGUGGAGCAGGAAGAUCUGACAAUAAUUGGGGACAUGAUCAACAACAAGCUUUUCAGCAGAGCUGUAUGCCAGAGCUGUAUGGAAGAGCUGCGCCAAAGAAUCAACACUAUUAAAGAUGCAUGGAGCCAGAUUAACAAUGGUCAAAAUAAUAAUAUUGAAGACUAUACAAUCAUCAACAAGCAUACAGAUAAGUACAACUCUGGAAUGUUUGCUUUUAAAGAUGCAGAAUCUAUCAUACAAAACUUGCAGGGCAAAAGUGUAAAUGUACGAAACCAAAUACGAAAGCUAUUUAAACAGGACACUUAUUACUCUUCUCUUAAAGAGGAUAGGAAAAAGCUUGUGAAACAACUAGAGGAGAAAAACAAAAUGGAAAAUAAGAUAAAAGUGUGCUCAGAGCUUUUUAACAAUUUAAAUUUAAACCAAAUGAAAAUUGAAAAAUUCUCUUACGAAAACGUAAACGUGUUUCUAUUCUUUCUAGAAGCAAUUGCAUUAGAAGACUCGCCUCAUUUAAGUAAAGAUUAUCUAGAAAAGAUCAAAAACGAAAUUAUUGGAAGUGACAAUUUAGCUUUGGCAAAGACAAUACGGAACGACCUGUUUCUACAUUGUAAUUAUGAGAGAGUAGUAGAAAAAGUUAAUCUUGACCAAGAAAUGGCGAAGCUUUUUAAAGCCAAUAUUAGCUGCAGAACUUUUUUUCGAAGGUUAAGAUAUUACGUGAGUCAAGUUGAUGGAAAGCUCAAAUCUGAUAGAGUGCAAAGUUAUAGCGUGCAACUCGAUCAUGAGCCUAAAAACUUUCUAAAAACAAUAAAUGAGAUAGAGGACAUGCAAACUACACAAUGUUUUGGUAGAGUCUUGAAUAGCGAUAAAAUACAGGGAAAAUUAUCGAAACUGUUUAAAAACUGUAUAAAGCAAAUUGGGAAUAAACCAAACGUAGCAAAAGGGGAAGAAAUAAUGUUUAAUCUUACUGUAAACAUUAUGCCUAUUUUGGGAAAGAUGUAUUCUGAAUCACGAAAUAAAUUGAGCGUUAAGGGAUUGGAGGAAAUAAGAAAAUUUAGAAAUGAAUUUUUUCAUAAUUUUCACGCACAUGGUGAUAGUUCUCUACAAAGGAAUUUGAUACUAAAACAGGGAAUACACAAGUUACUAGAUUACUUUUUUAAGUACUACUUUAGCCGAAAAGUCUUCAAAGAAUUCAAGAACCUAACUCCUGCUUGUUCUAGUCAGCAAACAAUUGAGCAAAAAAUCUCAAAGUUAUUACAACGUACCCAGGACAAUUUUAAGAAAUAUUACCUUGCGAAUGAAAGUAAUAAUGUUGAACCAGUAGUGGAGUUGACCAGAAGGGGAGUUGAAAGUAACUUAACACUCUCAAAUUUUGUAUGUGAGUAUCUAAAGUUAAUGUCUGUUAUUGAUAAUGAAUAUGUAAUAAAAGAAAGAGAGGUGAGACGUAAAAAAAACAAAAACCAAGUAAUAAAUAGGGAAUUGAAAAGUAUUGAUAGAAAACGGAUAUAUAACAAAUUUAAAAUGCUGAAAGAAUCAUUUAAAGCUGACAAUAAGAAUGACAAUAAGAAACAGUUAAUAAGAGGUCUUAGAAAAAGACUCAGAACUGAAUAUGGAAUAUGGAUACCAGAGCUUUAUCUCAAACAAAUGUUUGAAUACUAUGUAAUAAGUGAUAACCCACUCACAAUCAGUCAAUUUGAAAUAGUUAAUAACGAUGUUUGCGCUCUUAUAUCUAUUAGGGACGAUUACAAGUUACCUACCCAAAAGGUUAUCGCAAUUUAUGAUAAAUUCAUUAAGGGAGAAGAGAUUUUUAAUUUGUUAGAAUUAAAAUUAACUACUCAACAAAAGUCGUCUAUUGAAGAGAAGCUUGGCAGCCUUAAAAGUAGAAGAAAUAAAUCCAUAAAUCUUUCUUCAGACUUUAAUGUGGAAAAUGAUAAAGGUAAAAAAAUUGAUGGGUUAGUGGAUGUAGUAAAAACCACUAGAAACUUGCUUGAGAUGUUAGAUGAUCAUAUUCUAUAUCCUUUUUUAUCUAUGACCAUAGAAGAAAUGUUUAGUGAUGAGAUAUUUUUAGACUAUUUAUUAAAUGAAAAAAUAGAUAUCACUCAGGAUUUUUUAACUAAAUUUCUAAAGGUAGAGUAUAUAACACCUUACGUUAUUGAGUUAAUAAUAGCAAACAAGUUAACACAAGGGGUUAUUACAACUCAAGGAUUUUCUAACAUAAUAGAAAAUUCAAAAAAUAAUAUUCAAAACAUGUACUGUUUAUUUAAAAACCCUAAACAUGUUGCAGAAAUUUUAGGAGCUUUAAGUAAUAAUUCAGGAAAAAUUGAAUUAGUAAAAGAAGCUUUUAGAUUAUUAAAAAAUACAGUUGAUAAGUUGUAUAGUAACGAGGAGUAUGACCUAGUACUUGAACUUUUGGAAGUUGAAGAAGUUGAUUCUAUAAAAAAUGUUUUGCUUAGCAAAGAUAGUUCAGAUUUGGAUGUUUUGCAUGUUCAACGUACUAUGGCACGAGUAAAAAACCAGAAGGGCUGCUAUAAAGAUGCGCUAGAGAUUUUUACCAGCAUACAAGGAAAAAUACAGUAUGUAGAAAAUUUAAAUACAUUGCAUGAUAGUUCUAGAAUGGAAGACAUCGAGCUUAAUAAGCUUUAUUUAUUAGUCUCAAGUGAUAUAGCAUAUACCAAACAUUUGAUGGGUAACUAUGAGGACUCAAAUGAAGAGUACAAAAUUUUAUAUGACAGAGUGAUGAAACUUGCAAUUAACAGUGAUGUAAGUAAAUUGUCGUAUGAGAUUUAUGACAAUAUUUUGAAAUCGGAAAAAUAUCUAAAUAUUUUAGCAUUGGAUUCAAAGUAUCUUAAUAUUUUGAAAAUCAGAAGUGAUAUCGCUUAUGAACUUACAUCUUUAGCUAAUGCGAAACAAAAGUCUUUGCCAAACAAAAGAUUACAAGAUGAAACGAAAUUCAAUGAAGUGUUACAACAUUAUCAAGAUGCACUUAACAUUUAUGAAGAGGUUUAUGAAAUAAAAAGAACUGAUGCAGUAGUUAGUCAAGAUAUUGUGAAGAAUAUACGUGAUAUUGCAUUUGUUAAUAAUAACCUUGCUAGUUUAAAAUCAUCUAAUCACAAAAAUGAGGUAAGGCUAAAUCAAACAUUAAGUCAUUAUAAUAAGGCUUUUGAAAUGUAUGCCAGGGUACUUACAAUUCAAGAAAAAGAGCAAUGGGAAACUCACCCAGCAAAUUCAAGAACUGUGCAAGAUAUUCUGCAUGCUGCACGUAAUAUUGCAUAUACGCAUAAUAAGCUUGGUGAUUUAAAACUAUCAAUAAGCAAUCCAGAGGAAGCACUACGACAUUACAAAGAAGCACUAGUAACUUACGAAGAGGCUCUUGAGAUUCAAAACAACCUAAAACAUGAACAUACUUUAAACACUCUACGUGAUAUCGCACACACAAAUAAUAAUCUUGGCAGAUUAAAAUCACAAGACAAUCCAGUAGAAGCAUUGGAACACUACAAAAAAGCAUCUGAAAUAUAUGAAAAGGUUCUUGAGAUUCAAAACAACAACCUAGAUAAAGAACAUGAACAUACUUUAAACACUCUACGUGAUAUUGCACACACAAAUAAUAACCUUGGUAGAUUAAAAUCACAAGACAAUCCAAUAGAAGCAUUGAAACACUACGAAAAAGCAUCUAAAAUAUAUAAAGAGGUUCUUGAGAUUCAAAUAAGAACACUAGGUGAAGAGCAUGAUAAAACUAAGAAGACUAAAAAAAAACUUGAAGAUACAAAAGCUUGGAUGAAUAAAUAAGCUUGUCUUUUCGAUUCUAAUAUCACCUUGUCUUUCUGAUGUAGAAGUAAUUGGAUUGUUUGGAAAUAAUAUUGGUAGGUAGUUUAGGCUAUGAAAAGAAUAGAGGUAUAAUCUGUCAAAUGGAAGAAAAUUUACAACAGAAUUCAAAGUAGAAGCUAUGAAAUUAGUUGAAAAAUCAGGAAAGCUAAUAGCAAAAAUAGCAAGACAGUUAAAUGUAUAGUUCUUCUCAUAAUAAUCCAAACAAGAUAAAAUAUGGUUUUACAGUAAGCAGAGUUAAGUAUAACAACACACAUAGUUAUGUUUUGUUCGGACUAUUGACUAAGAAGGGCUAUAAACCCUGGUGGAUUAGGCCGGUGGAUA
Messenger RNA from Ooceraea biroi (clonal raider ant), 4239 nucleotides. Its product is annotated as BTB/POZ domain-containing protein KCTD3. The record is from RefSeq and is a predicted model, not a curated record. Gene Ontology annotation, molecular function: protein binding. Lineage: Eukaryota; Metazoa; Arthropoda; Insecta; Hymenoptera; Formicidae.